AUGGGAAAUGCAAUGGCUUUAUGUUUCUAUGUAAAUUACAAAGCAUCAACAUCAUCUUCAUCUUCAUCACUAGUGAAGUUAAUAUUCUGGGAAGGAAAAACAAUCACAUUUAAAGGGAAAAAAAUAGCAGGAGAAAUCAUGUUUGAAUAUCCAGAAAUGAUGGUUUGUCAUGCAAAUUCAUUCUACAUAAACCAUAUUAUACCGGCUUUGUCGAUAAGCGAUGAGUUAUUUGCCGGACAAACUUACUUCAUUUUGCCUAUCGAUCCUUUCGCUUUCAAAGUUCUUUCCAUUUCAUCUCUAUCUUCUUUAGCUUCAUCUUCAAGUGGUAGUAAACCAAAAAGACCUAUAAAUUUUACUGAAUGUCCGUUUCAAUACGUGAAAGGUAGUGACGGAAGAAUGCUGAUUAGGGUUUUGCCUGAGUUCAUAAUGAAAUUGAUCAGUACAUCAGAUGGAAACAGUACUAUUAGUAGUACUAGUAGUAGUACUAGUUUUCUUUGCAGUACACCAGAACUGAAGAAACAUUAUGAUGUAUUGGUUGGAUCUUCAAAAGAAAGAGUUUGGUCACCAAAACUGGAAACCGUCUCAGAAUGUAAGAAGAAUGUUGCUAUUACUACAAGAUUGUCACCAUGCAGACUAUUAGGGGUAGAUGUAAGAAGAUCAACUGUGAGAUUGACUAAGAGUAAUUAA
Papaver somniferum (opium poppy) is the source of this 687-nucleotide messenger RNA. RefSeq lists its product as uncharacterized. The transcript has a single exon. NCBI's taxonomy places the organism in Eukaryota, Viridiplantae, Streptophyta, Magnoliopsida, Ranunculales, Papaveraceae. The record is from RefSeq and is a predicted model, not a curated record. The coding region runs from base 1 to 687 and encodes 228 amino acids.